ACGCCCCGCCUCCUGCGCUCACGUGACCUCCGUGCGCCUGGUAACAGCGAAAGCGUCUCUCAUGGAGAUGAUGAACUGGAGGAGCUGCGGAAGAUUUAACGCCGAAACGGAUCACGAUGCGCGAUAAAUCCUUCGUUCGCCUACUUUCAACAAGCUCCGACAUAACACGCACACAUGCGAGCCCUUCACAAUAACACUGACACACUGACAGCGAUAACCGGCUAAGCGUCUUAAGGCUUGGGACGGUUUAUUGCAGGAGAUGGAGAUAUUGGUUUGGCCAAAUAUUGCCACAUUGCAUCUUACUUGUUACCUAAUGCGAUGAGGCACUAAUGCACUUAAUAGGAUUCAGGUCGCCCUCCCUGUCUUCCUGUAGCUCUCAGAAGCAAGCUGUGUCCAUACAUAACUGAAUCCAAUACAUAAGUGAUUACCAGCUUAUGCUAGAGACACAACAUCAGCAUCUGUUCUUGGCAGAUCCCAAAAGAGUUUAAAGAUGGCCUGUGCUGUGGAGAGAUGAGUGAGACCUCCUGAUAUCGGGUGAUUAGACGCCCAUACAGGCAUGGGGAAACUACAGAGCAAGUUUCGGCGGCGCUCGGACCUUUACAAGGCCAAAGAGGGGGCGGAGCUCGCACCUGUGCACCAGGUAGUGCAGUAUGAACCCGCUCACACAGAUGCCAUCAACUGUGUCGUCAGCCUGACCUCUGACCUGUGUGUGUCAGGAGGGCAUGACCAGGCUGUUGUUGUCUAUGACUGGAGAGCUGGAAAACGGUGUAAAUCAUUCCAGGGCCACAGCAGAGAGAUUACAAAGCUAUGCUGUUUUAAAGGAAGUUCCUUGAUCUUCAGUGCGUCCCGUGAUAAGACGGUGCUGAUGUGGGAUUUGGGUCGAGAUACAGAACCCGUCCAGGAGUUUUGUGGCCAUGAGCUCGUAGUUAACGGGGUAGCGGUAGGCCCAGAUGGCUCAAAGCUGUGCACGGGUUCUCGUGAUAACUCCAUGCGCCUCUGGGACAUUGAAUCCGGAGAAUGUCUGCAGAAAAACACCAUCUCACGUAACCUGGUAACUCAUCUCUGCUGGGUACCAGGAUGCACAUCUAUUGUCCAAACAUCAGAAGACAAAACUAUCAGAGUGUGGGAUAGCCGUACCUGGCAGGUCACUAACACAUUUCCGGCAAAGCAGUAUAUUCAGACACACUGUGACAUCAGCUCCAACUGUUACCACCUGCUGUCGUCCAGCAAUGGCUUUGGUGGUCAGGGUUGUGAAGCCACGCUGUGGGACCUCAGGCAGCCCGGCUGUAAGGUGGCUGAAUACAGAGGACACCUGCAGACCACGGCAUGCUGCGUGUUUGUGCCCCCCCGUCCUGGAUGUCCUGCCCUCGUGGCGUCAUCGUCGUAUGACAGCUCAGUAAAAAUAUGGGAUCAGAACACUGCAGCAUGUUUGUACACGUUAACGCUGGACGGUUCAGGGCCUUUGGUGUCUCUGGCUCCGUGUGACUCCAGCAGUCUCCUGUGUGCCAGUUUUAACACAGGACUGCACCAGCUGCAUCUAGAUCAGGGAGCAGUGCCCAGCCUCACUGAAGUGGCUCGCUUCUGACGUCCAUCUGGACCGCCUGGAAAAUCAAACUGAUGAGUUAACAUUUAAUAACUGGAACUCCUGGAAUGCACACUGCAUUUCCAAAGUACUGUAUGUGGACACCUUUUUAAACCUUUUAAAGAGAUAGGUCAUCCAGA
This is a messenger RNA of Cyprinus carpio (common carp), 1722 nucleotides long. It is a transcript of the gene wdr31, whose product is annotated as WD repeat-containing protein 31. Gene Ontology annotation, molecular function: protein binding. The record is from RefSeq and is a predicted model, not a curated record. Lineage: Eukaryota; Metazoa; Chordata; Actinopteri; Cypriniformes; Cyprinidae.